Molecule: messenger RNA, 4935 nt
Organism: Cyprinodon tularosa
Lineage: Eukaryota; Metazoa; Chordata; Actinopteri; Cyprinodontiformes; Cyprinodontidae
Gene: ppfia1
Product: PTPRF interacting protein alpha 1
Exons: 34
Coding region: 1008-4790 (1260 amino acids)
Biological process (GO): synapse organization
Cellular component (GO): presynaptic active zone
Molecular function (GO): protein binding
Source: RefSeq, a predicted model, not a curated record
CUCCCGUUUCCAGGCUGCCCACCGCGGGGGAAGAAGCGCUCUCCUCCCGCAGACCGUCACAGAGCCACCAUUGGCUGCCCCGGACUGCCGAAGCUGCCAGGCAGUGGCGACGGCUCCAACAGCACCGGACACACGGACUCCUUUUAUUUUAUUUUUUUUUUUUUCGAUUGGAAACCUAUCACACCGAACCUUAUUAAACGGAGUGGACAUAAGUUCGGGUUGUGGAAAAAAACGUCGCUAACGGGCCGGUGUUGACUGGAAGUUCCGGACAGGGAGCGGAGCUGCGCCGCUCCGCCGCCGCACUGGGAAGCUAACGUUAGCCGCUCUGCUAACGCUGCUGGAUACUUCCCUCAUUUCGGCAGCUUUGGAUACCUGUUUUUAGAAUUUUACAAUUUUUAAAACUUCGAGAUAAUUUUUAUAUGUGAUAUCAUGCUGUGUAUUUUUAUAAAACAGAUAGCUUUAGGUAUUUGUUCCUAAAUUAAAAGAAGUGAGCGUUAGCUACCUAGCAGGCUAGUAGCUGUCGACUUUAAAUCCACUCCAAGCCAAAGAUUUCUGUUUCAAAUUAGCUAGCCUCUCAGCAACAGUUUCCACGUCACCUGACUGGAUGACGGUGGAUCUGUCAGGAACGGAAUGCUACUUUUGAUAAGAACAAGUUUUUAUUCUAUUAUUUGUUUUUGUUUUUGAGAUGCAAAGAUCGACACUUUACUUCCAAAUCCAGGAAUGCAAUCAUCGAAACACCAGCUCCCUCAGAAAACUAGCAUGCUAACACGGAGUUAGCCGGCCAAAGUUGGAAUACUGCCCCCCCCUGCUUACAGUGAGAGGCCUUAAGGAAAUUUUCCCCUUUUAAAGGACUCUUCUACAGCCUUAAUCCCUAUUUUCCGAACGGACUUCGGGUUUCCCGAAUAGCUCUGGAUAUCUGCGAAGGCUGCUCCAACGAGUUGGAUUUAGUUUUAUCAUUUAUAAAACGUGGAUUACAACGGAGUUUGGAUUAACGUCAUACUGCAAAGAUGAUGUGUGAGGUGAUGCCCACCAUCAGCGAGACGGAAGGGCCCGGCGGGGGGAGCGGCAGCGGCCGCCGAGGCUCCGGCUCCCCACUGCAGUCAGAGUCCGAGGGUCACUUUGAGUCGUUGAUGGUGUCAAUGCUGGAGGAGAGGGAUCGCCUUCUGGACACUCUGAGGGAGACUCAGGAGAACCUGGGUCUGACUCAGAGCAAACUGCAUGAAGUCAGCCAUGAAAGGGACUCCCUGCAGAGGCAACUCAACACUGCUCUGCCACAGGAGUUUGCUGCUCUGACGAAGGAAGUGAACAUCUACCGAGAGCAGCUUCUGGAAAAGGAGGAGGAGAUCGCAGAGCUGAAGGCAGAGAGGAACAACACCCGGCUGCUGUUGGAGCACUUGGAGUGCCUGGUGUCUCGUCACGAGCGCAGUCUGAGGAUGACUGUGGUGAAGAGGCAGGCUCAGUCUCCUGCAGGCGUCUCCAGUGAGGUGGAGGUCCUGAAAGCGCUUAAGUCACUUUUUGAACACCACAAAGCCCUCGAUGAGAAGGUGAGAGAAAGACUCCGCGUUGCUUUAGAGCGAUGCAGUGCAUUGGAGGAGCAGCUCGCCAUCUCUCACAAAGAACUGUCUUACCUCAGGGAGCAGAGCAGCCAGAAGAGAGGCCUGGCAGAUGGAACCAGCGAGGUCAACCACACGUCUGAAAACCCCCCCAGCACCAACGGCAAGCGCUCCUCGGAUGGCUCACUGAGUCAGGAAGAUGAGUCCGGAACCGGGUUUGGAAAGGUGGGGGAGCUCCAGGAGGUAGUGGACCGUCAGACGGCUGAUCUGGGCCAAAUGAAGGAACGCAUGGCUGCCAUGGUAUCACGCAUCAGUGAGCUGGAGGAGGACCUGGACACGGCCAGAAAGGACCUGAUCAAGUCCGAGGAGAUGAACACCAGGCUGCAGCGGGACCUCAGAGAGUCGAUGGCUCAGAAGGACGACAUGGAGGAGAGGAUCACCACUCUGGAGAAACGCUACCUGGCCGCUCAGCGGGAGGCCACGUCCGUCCAUGACCUGAACGACAAACUGGAGAACGAGGUGGCCAACAAGGAGUCCCUCUACAGACAGUCCGAGGAGAGAAACCGGCAGCUGCAGGAGAAGCUGGAGCUGGCCGAGCAGAAGCUGCAGCAGACCAUCCGCAAAGCAGAGACUCUGCCUGAGGUGGAAGCUGAGUUGGCCCAGAGGGUCGCCGCCCUCACAAAGAGUGCUCUGUGCAGCUCUGAGGCUCAGACCAAGGCGGAGGAACGCCACGGCAACGUGGAGGAGCGGCUGAGGCAGAUGGAGGCUCAGCUGGAGGAGAAGAACCAGGAACUGCUCAGGGCGAGGCAGCGAGAGAAGAUGAACGAGGAGCACAACAGACGGCUCUCUGAGACGGUGGAUAAGCUCCUGUCAGAGUCCAACGAGAGGCUGCAGCUUCACCUCAAGGAGAGGAUGUCUGCUCUGGAGGACAAGAACGCCCUGAUUAGAGAACUGGAGCACACCAAGAAGCUGAUCGAGGAAUCGCACCAUGAGAAGGAGCAGCUCCUGAUCCAAAUUGAGACAAUGAGGGCGGAGAAUGAGCAGGGCAGGAGCAGGAGUAACUCCUCACUGCACGGGCGUUCCCAGCUGGGCAGCACCCCUGACUUCAGGUACCCCGUCUCGGCGUCCUCCAUGAUGGACAGCAACUCGGAGCAUUAUGGUGGCGCUCUGGUUCUGAGACGACCUCAGAAAGGACGUGUAGCGGCGUUGCGGGACGAGCCGUCCAAGCGACAUGUGCAGACUCUGAAUGAGCAGGAGUGGGAGCGCAUGCAGCAGGCCAACGUCUUGGCUAAUGUGGCCCAGGCCUUUGAGAGUGACAUGGACGUCUCGGAUCUGGAGGAGGACCGGGAGACCAUUUUCAGCUCGGUGGACCUGCUGUCCCCCGCUGGUCAGGCCGACGCUCAGACGCUGGCCUUGAUGCUGCAGGAGCAGCUGGACGCCAUUAACAACGAGAUCAGGAUGAUCCAAGAGGAGAAGGAGAGCACGGCCAUCCGAGCGGAGGAGAUCGAGUGCAGAGUCGGCAGCGGCGACGGCCUGGGUGGCCGCUUCCGCUCGCUGAGCUCCAUCCCACCGUCCCUGUGCGCCGGCUCAUCGCUGGGCGGAUCGCCGCCCAAUUCGGGCCAGUCCACCCCCAGACGCAUCCCCCGCAGCCCCAACAGGGAGCUGGACCGGAUGGGGGUCAUGACCUUGCCUAGUGACCUGCGCAAGCAUCGCAGGAAGUCUGCACAGGAUGACAAGGCCACCAUCAGGUGCGAGACGUCCCCCCCCACCACUCCGCGCUCCAUGCGGCUGAACAGGGAAGUAGGACACGCCUCCAGCCAUGAAGACAUCCGGGACAUUCGAGGUUUGGGAAGCUUGCAGGACGGCCAGGGAAGCAACCCCAGCAGCAGCAACAGCAGCCAGGACUCCCUCAACAAAGCGGCCAAGAAGAAGAGCAUCAAGUCUUCUAUUGGGCGUCUGUUUGGGAAGAAGGAGAAGGGCCGACCCAGCAUUCCCGGGAAAGACUCCCCCAGCCAGGCGGGGACGCCUGAUGCAGAGAGCUCUCCAAAGGACGGUCUGGGAAUGGCCACAUUAGGAGGUCCUUCCGAGAAGAACCGGAAGCUGCAAAAGAAUCCAAAGACAGGGCAUGAGCUGCUGGAAGAGGCCCGCAGGCAGGGCCUGCCCUUCGCCCAGUGGGACGGACCCACUGUGGUGGCUUGGUUAGAGCUGUGGGUGGGCAUGCCUGCCUGGUACGUGGCUGCGUGCAGAGCCAACGUGAAGAGCGGGGCCAUCAUGUCGGCGCUGUCCGACACGGAGAUCCAAAGAGAGAUCGGAAUCAGCAACCCCCUGCAUCGCCUCAAGCUCAGAUUGGCCAUCCAGGAAAUCAUGUCCCUCACCAGCCCCUCAGCCCCGCCCACCUCCAGAACGUCUACAGGAAACGUUUGGGUCACACACGAAGAGAUGGAAAGUUUGGCAGCCACACCUCCUACGGAGGAUGACGAGGGCAGCUGGGCCCAGACGUUAGCGUAUGGAGACAUGAACCACGAGUGGAUCGGUAACGAGUGGCUGCCCAGCCUGGGUCUUCCUCAGUACCGCUCCUACUUCAUGGAGUCCCUGGUGGAUGCCCGGAUGCUGGACCACCUGACCAAGAAGGACCUGAGAGGACAGCUGAAGAUGGUGGACAGCUUUCACAGGAACAGUUUCCAGUGUGGUGUGAUGUGUCUGAGGAGGCUGAACUACGACAGGAAGGAGCUGGAGAGGAGGAGAGAGGAGACCCAGCUGGAGCUCAGAGACUUGCUGGUUUGGACGAACGAGCGCGUGAUCGGCUGGGUUCAGGCCAUCGGCCUCAAAGAGUACAGCAGCAACCUUUAUGAGAGCGGCGUCCACGGGGCGCUGCUCGCCCUAGACGAAAGCUUCGACCACAACUCGCUGGCUCUGCUGCUGCAGAUCCCCACCCAGAACACUCAGGCCAGAGCAGCUCUAGAGCGGGAAUACACCAGCCUGAUGGCGAUCGGUGCUGACAGGAAAGUAGAGGAGGAUGACGAUAAGAACUUCCGCCGCGCCCCGUCAUGGAGGAAGAAGUUCAGGCCCAAAGACAUGAGGGGAAUGCCGCUGGGCGCAUCAGAUACCCUGCCUGCAAACUUCAGAGUGACUAGCAGCGCGGCGUCGCCCUCCAUGCAGCCAAAGAGAAGCCCGAUGGACGGAGGUCAGUCUAUACAGAGGCUGGACACUGCCACAGUCAGGACCUACUCUUGUUAACAAACAACGGUAACCGUUGGUCCGAGGAUGAAGGUGAAUUUCCUGCAUUCAGGACCAGGAUGAUGACCUGAAACGAUUCUAAAAAGGAUGAUUUACCGACUGAAGAGAGACUUUACUGAGCGGAACUUUCUAGAUGAAUCUAAGU